CCGAUGAAAAAGGACGAAGAGAAGAGGAAUAAAGAGGUGGAAAGAAGAAAACGUAGCAUAAAGUAGGAUCGAGCUUGUUCGUGAGCACUCGUGAGGUUCCGGCAAAGCGAGGCGGGGUUUAGGCGGGGUCGAUACUGACAACCGUGUCUUCUCUUCGUUUCCGUACAGUGUCGUACAAUCGCACUGUACCCGAAAACUAUCUCUACUCGCGUAACUGUUACUUGUUUUCUAUUGAUAAGAAAUAAUUGCCGAAGCAUACACGACCAAAAGAAGAUAUGGAUGUAAACGAGAGGGAAAAGCCGCUUGUGAAGGACUUAAACGAACAUAUCAUAUGUCCCCUGUGUAGAGGCUACUUCGUAGAUGCAACGACCCUCGUUGAGUGCCUACAUUCUUUUUGCAGAGGCUGCAUAGUGAGACGACUGAGUAACGGAGUUAGAGCCUGCCCUGUCUGCAAUGUACCCACCUUACCCCCACUCUUCUCCGAUAUAAGGCUGCAACGAUUAGUCUACCUCAUUGUUCCUGGUCUAUUUCGAUCGGAAUCAGAAAAGAGACGACACUUUCGCAUCGUCAAUCCCCAAUGCACACCACUACUACCACCACUAGGCUCACCUGAAUUGACGUACGACGAUCCAGUGAGUUUGAGUAUUUCUGAAAUUGGCAAAGUCACAUCGAUAGACGACAGUAUUAAAUUGAAGCGGGGAAAGGAGAAGAGCAAUAGCAAUAGCAAUAGCAGUAAUAAUACGAGACUCUUCAAAAAUAAGACGUUUUACGAAAUAACCGGCAAGACACGCUAUUUGAAAUGCCCAGCUGGCGUGACGGUGAGACAUCUCCAGCGACUACUAAUGCUCAAGAGGGGAUGGGACGAUGUCGAUGGAACUUCUCCAACCUGCCAUCGAAUAGAGAUUAUGUACGAGGUGGAUGAAAGCGAAACGGAAAGCCGGUUGCAAAUACUUGAAACAUCAUGGACCCUCUUGGAUCUUGCUUGCAUUUUUGAAUGGAAAAAUGAAUCACCCAUGAAACUGUACUAUUGUUUCGUAUCAAAAGAAGAGUCGGAUCAGGUCCAGAUAGCGACUUCUUGUGGGGAAGAAGCCAGUAAUAAGGAGUCGACUGAGGUGAUAGAGAAUAUACAGAGGCCGCCUACUCCACCGCCUAGUCCAAAGCCAAUCUCGCAUACCGACGCGUCCCUCCCACUAGAGAAAGGUCGAUCACAUACUUCAACGAACGUCGAGUGUGUAAAGGAGCCGGAGGUAAAAAAGCCACGCUGUGAAGUUACACCAGUGAUGAGGGCGCCCGAUCCGCCGGGAAACAACAUCAACAACAACAACAACAACCAUCUUCCAACCGACAAUGCCCCCAAACCGGACAAGGUCGCUAAGCUCGAGCAUCACAAACGAAGAAAACGAAGAAACAAACGUGUAAUAGCCGAGAUCACAACAACUCCAAGGGAGGAUUUACUCAAACUCAAAGUCAGACUAACACCAUGUCCACCAAGAAUCACUUCGAGCACAAAUAAUCAAACCAAAGAGAAACUUCUUCAAAUGAGGGCUGUCAGAAGAGAGAAAAUUAAGACUACAUCCAACAAACAGCGUAACAAUUCAACUCGCGACGAUAACACUAUCCCCGAGAAUACAACAACAACAACAACAACCAAGGAUACUCAAAAAACUGAAGAAUCAAUCGAAGAAAUAAUUGACGGCAUACCCGACGAGAUUGUCAAGAUUGCUCAAAAUAUCAAUUCUCAAACAAAAACAACAACAACAACAGUUGCUGCCCACCCAGAAGUUAUAGCAAUCGAAAAGAAUGAAACAAAUAACGAACAAUCAACAAUCGAUGAAGAUAAACCAAAAGAUGAGGAAGUACUUCGACGACUCGGCCUCGUGGCAAUCAACGAGACGAACAAGACGCAUCGGGAUAAGAUGAAGAUUUCGCAGAACAACGAGAAGGAAGAGUCUCUUAAUCGAGAGAAACUUGAACAACAAUUGAGAGAGAGUAAAGCGAACCGAGUGCGGAGUCUUUUAGCUGAAAAACAAAUGCGCGAUGCCCUCAAGAGUAUGAUGUCGAAUUCAAAAGAUAAAACAGGAGGAAACACAAAUAAUACAGUGGGGAAUAAUAUCAAACGAAAGGGUCCCCCACCACUUGCGCCAUUACGCUCGACAAAGAGAACCAAUAAUAAUAUCGCCUAUUCAUCAUCAAAUUCAUUUACGCAAAAGUGUGAAAUCCCUCUAGACUUAAGUAGCAGUAGUGGUAGUGGUGGUAGUGGCAGUAGUGCUGCCAAUAAUAGUAUCAAAAUUGGCAAUAAUAUUUUAGAUUUAUCUCCAAAUCCAGGCGGUAGUAGUAAGGGAAAAAAUAAUAAAAUAAAUAGCAAUGAAUCGAGGAUCAGUGCAAUAGGGAUUUCGGCAAAAUCAAAGGAUGAACAUCAUCAUCAACAACAACAACGGAAGUCGCAGGAUUUGAAUUUGCGAACAUUGUCCGAUGCCGCAGUUUCCUUGCUGAGCGAUUGUGGUGGUGGUGGUGGUGCUACUACUGCUUCGACAAAGUCAACAACCUCGGAAACCAUCAUUACUGGCAGUAUGAACGUUGGCAGUAAAGUUGCCUUAAGGAUACCUCAACCACAUCAGAGGAUCAGCGGAUUCGGUAUGAAAAUCAGACCAAACUUAGGCAUAAGGCAUAUACCAAAUCCACAAGCUGUGGUCGCGUCCCAAUAUAGAAAUCAAAGAGCAGGAUUUUUUAAUGUCUCCAAUCGUCCUUCUUAAGAUUCUUUCUAGAAAUUAUGUUUCUUUUUCUUUUUUUAAGAAAACAUUUAGAAAAAAAGUUUCUUAUAUACAUUUCCCAAAAAUGUUUACCAAUUUUCAUAAUUUUAUGAUAAUCAUCUGUCGAUGCAUAUUCUGAUUGAAGUAUCAUAUUUAUUGCAAAAUACUAAAUUUAUUUUCUCGUACAGUGAAGAAUUUAGCAAAUUUUAGUUAUACACAGCAUCAUCAUUUUUCUGCAGAUAUCAAAUUGAGACAAAAUAAGCGAAUGAAAAGUGUUGCGAAGCAACUUUUUUGAUUCGCUUUUUGUCUCAAUUUGAAAUCCACAGAAAAUCUGUUACACUGUAAAAAAAAGGGAGUUAAAUUUUAACUCCCCAGGGGAUUCAAUAAAAGUCGCAACCAUUUGAAAGUUAAAGCGAAGAGAGUUAAAAUUUACACUGCAGUAAAAAUAAGAAUCAACUCUAGAAGGGAGUUAAUUUAAUAAUUAACUUCCUUUUGGAGCUGAUUUUUAUCUGGAAAAAUUUCAUCCCAACUUUUAGUGACCGUCCUCUCUAAAUUUUUUACAGUGUAUUAUUAGUAUACUGUUCUUUUUAUUCAAGAGCCAUUUUAAAAACUUUUCAAGAUUUUAGAAUAGUGUUGAAUGCAUUAAUUUUAAAAUUCAAAACAUUUAAAAAGAUUUAUUAAAAAGGUUGAGAAGCAAACAAAAAAUAACUUCAAACUGCAAACAGAUUCAAACACAACAAUAUUAAUUUAUUUCUUUAAAAUUGUUUGUGAAAUUUAAUUUAUCAUAUUUUAGAAAAAAUUAUAAACGAACGGAUGACUUUCGGCAAAUGUAGAUUUAGAACUUUCGCAGGUAUAUUUUUGUCAUUCCUAUAAUUACCGCAUGAAAUAUGUUAUCGUUCCUUUUUACACGUGUUAUUCAUAUACACUGCUUUUUUUAUGAAAAGCAAUUUGUUUUAAACUGUGUUCCCUUUGAAUUGAGCAUUAAAAUUUAUUCUAAUUAAAUUCAUUUAUUUUCCGGUAUUUCAGUGAUCACUCGACUCUCGACACCCUCUCGUAUAUCCCUAUCAAUGUUUAUCAUACUCAUCGCGCUCCCUACUUCUACACUCUUUUUUUCUCCUGUAUACAUCUCUCUCUCUCUCUUUUUCUCUCUCAUUCAUUCACCUCGAUUUUCUCCUCAGCCCCUUUUUCAUCUACCUUUAUAUUCAUCCCUUCUAUUUUCAUCCCUCCAUGCCAAUUCAUCGCAAUUUCCUCCAAUUAUUCCUGCCCGUCAACGUUCCACAACACCUACACUACUGUUUUUUUUUCUUUUUCUUUUUUUUCCACUCUUUUCGCAUUCAUAUAACGCUUUUGAUUAUAGUUCAACUCCCGCAUAAUUAUAAAAUUACGAGGAAAAAAAAAUUUAUGUAUAGAUUAUACUUCAAUCACGAGUAUGGCAAAAAUAGAUUACUAUCGAAAUUUUU
Molecule: messenger RNA, 4210 nt
Organism: Leptopilina heterotoma
Lineage: Eukaryota; Metazoa; Arthropoda; Insecta; Hymenoptera; Figitidae
Product: probable serine/threonine-protein kinase nek3
Exons: 4
Coding region: 276-2753 (825 amino acids)
Biological process (GO): negative regulation of transcription by RNA polymerase II
Cellular component (GO): PRC1 complex
Molecular function (GO): promoter-specific chromatin binding; metal ion binding
Source: RefSeq, a predicted model, not a curated record